AUGGGUCCUCGAGUCAAAAGGCGCCGCCUGACAAACCCUGAAGAUCUAAGCGAUGAGAUCUGCCAGCCUGCAACCCGUCUGGAUAAAGACAGCUGGAGUGGAUUCUGCGAGAUUGAAUCCGAACCGGCUUUAUUCAACGUCAUGCUACGGGAAUUUGGGGUCAAAGGCGUCAAGGUCCAAGAAGUCGUUUCCCUCGACGAAGAGAUGAUGGCCUUGCUUGAUAAGCCUGUUUACGGCUUGAUCUUUCUCUUCCGCUGGCGUGAAGACGAGGAUGGAAAGCAAGAAGUCACUUGUCCGGACGGAUUGUGGUUCGCAAACCAGACUGCCAAUAAUGCUUGUGCCAGUGUGGCCUUACUGAACAUUGUUAACAAUAUCCCAGAUAUCGAUUUAGGAGAGAAUUUGAAGUCCUUCAAGGAGUUUACUAUGUCUUUCACCCCAGCCUUGCGUGGGAAUGCCAUCAACAACUUUGAGUUUGUGAAGAGGAUACACAACUCUUUUGCACGGAAAAUGGAUAUUCUCAAUUCAGAUAUGCAGCUCAAGACUGAAGCAUCUGUCAAGAGAAAGGGUAAAGACGAUGCCGAUGAGGAGUCAGAUGCCACCUUCCACUUUAUCGCAUUUAUGCCUGUUAUGGGCCAGUUGUGGAAGUUCGACGGUCUAGAGCGUCAACCACGGGCACUUGGGGAAUGUUCUGAACACGACUGGCUGGAACUGGUCAAGCCUAAUCUUUUGGACCGAAUGGCUGCAUACGAAGAAGGUCAGAUUGAGUUCUCGAUUCUGGGACUCGUGCGCGACCCUCUACCUGAUCUCAUCAAGGAGUUGGCCACCAACGUGAGAGCCCUGGAGAUCUUAAAUGGACGUGCCACCGAUCCCAUUGUCCAGGCUGAUACGAUAAUCGGCCCUGAGCCCUCGUUGUCCCUCACACGCGAAGAGAUCGAUGCAGUGGUACUCCCCCAAGAUACCCUCGAUGAGUAUCGGACAUGUACAGAGGACAAGUUGAAGGAGUACCAGCAGACCCUAAUCGGCGGGCAGUGGGAACUUCGAGCACGUAUUCGUGAAGAGCAGCAAUCCCACCGAUCAGAUGACGAGCACGCAGCCGGUCGACGAUUUGACUAUGGACCGGCAGUACGAACGUGGUUGCGACGUUUGGCGCAGAAGAAACGGCUGCAGGAAUUAUCCACCCUCGUGGGCAAUUGA
Messenger RNA from Penicillium bovifimosum, 1194 nucleotides. RefSeq names its product ubiquitin C-terminal hydrolase 37. Gene Ontology annotation, molecular function: cysteine-type deubiquitinase activity. Gene Ontology annotation, biological process: protein deubiquitination; ubiquitin-dependent protein catabolic process. Gene Ontology annotation, cellular component: cytoplasm. The transcript has 6 exons. Bases 1 to 1194 code for a protein of 397 amino acids. The record is from RefSeq and is a predicted model, not a curated record. NCBI's taxonomy places the organism in Eukaryota, Fungi, Ascomycota, Eurotiomycetes, Eurotiales, Aspergillaceae.